CCGCACCGUCGCUGUGUUUUAUUGUGAAGGCGGAGCGGAAAUACCUCUGUGUGUGGUUUUCGGGGUACUCGAUGUGUCGGUGUUGAGGCUCCGGUAACUUGUGCUCGGCGGCUUAACGGCGGAGCUCCGGGAGGCCGUUCAUGGAGGAAACGUGAAGUUUGACCGGAGGAGGAGAACUUUUCCCGCGGUGUGGGCGCCAAAGUGUGAUGCGUUGGCAUGGAGGAGGCGGAGCACAACCGCUAUGUCUCUCAGCUGAAGGCCGAGUUCGACAGCUGCGACACGACGGCGACCGGCUUCCUGGACCGAGAGGAGCUCACGGCGCUGUGCCGCAAACUGCAGCUGGACGCUCACCUGCCACUGCUGCUCGCCACGCUGCUGGGCGAGAGGCGCUACGGCCAGGUGAACUUCGAGGAGUUUAAGGAGGGCUUUGUGGCCGUGCUGUCCCGCUCUCUGGACUUCGGGACAUCAGAGGACGACAGCAGCUACCUGGAGCCAGCUGUUCCAGAGGAGGUGAAGCCAAAGCUGGUGAAAGGAGCGAAGCGUUACGGCCGCCGCAGUAAACCCGACGCCGCGAUUACCUGUGACUCAGAAGACUCUCCGCCGUUCAGAGCGGAGGCCUCAGACUCGUCACCGACCGGCGUCCGAAAGGCCAAACUGAGACGGGCAACGUCACUGGAAAGUGUGGAGUUUUUGCUGACUGAGAAUGUGAAACAGCUUCAGUGCAGCAGCUCUGCUGCGGGAACACGACUCCACCUCUUCUUCUUCAUCACUUCUUUACACCAGAGCCACCCUUUCCUUUCUUCCUGGGUUUGUCUGAAGCAUCUGACGGUUUUUCAGAAGGAAACAGUCCGACUGCAGUCUUCACUUCGAGUAACUGACUCUGUGCGGCUCACUUUGAUGCUGGAGAGGUGCGGUGGAGCAGCGUCGUGGUGCCUUCAGAGCCUGAAGUCUGACGAGGAGGCAGGAAGUCAGAAGGAGACACCCCUUCAGUGUAAAGGUCACAACCAGGGGGAGGAGCCAGGAGAACACGCGCUGACGCUGGUGUGCGAACACCUGGGUCUGCAGCGCCUGCACACUGAGGAAGUGGAUGUGCUGCUCAGGAAGUUGGAUCCUGACCUAGAUGGCAGGGUCAGCAUCAGGGAAUUCAAGAAGGUACUCUGUGGCUCCACCCCCAUCACCUGUUCCACCCCAGUACGACAAGCUGACCUGAGAGCGCCACACAAGCCUCCGGCGGUGUCGGAGGAGCGCUCGGCCCGCUCCGCCUCGCCCUCCCUGCUGACGGCUACCGUGGGUCAGCGGGUGCUCACCCGGCUGGACGACGGCUCGGGAUGUAAGCCCGAGCGUGUCGCGGCCCUGUGGACGGAGGAGGGCAUCGGGAACAGCCGGGACAUCCUGCAGACUCUGGACUUCCCCUUGGAGGAGCGCCUCAGUCUGGCAGAUCUGACGCUGGCGCUGGACAACGAGCUGCUGGUCAGCGGGAACGGCAUCCACCAGGCGGCGCUCAUCUCCUACAAGAUCGAAAUCCAGCACCUGCAUGAUGGAGCCGAGCUCUAUGAUGAGGAACUGAACCCUGAGCCGGCUCUGUCGUCUGUGUUCAGGGAGGUGGCCGAACAGGCCUGCAGGGAGCGUGACAAGGUGAAGGCCGACCUGGAGCGGGCCGACCGCAGGAACCUGCAGCUGGUCAGAGAGGUGGACGACCGGCACGCCAGCAUGGAGACGCUUAACCAGAGCCGAAUCAGGGACCUGGAGCAGGACUUCCGCGAUAGGCUGAUGGCUCUGCGCAGCGAGACGGAGCAGGAGAGCGAGGCGCUGCUGCAGCACGUAGAGCGAGAGCGCGGCACCCUGCAGGAGGAGCUGCAGCUGCUCAGAGCGCAGGAGGCGGAGCUACAGGAGGAGCUUUGCAGCGCCGUCCAGGAGAAUGGUCGUCUGGAGGAGGAGCUGAACACAGUGAAGAUGAAGCUGACUGAAGCCGAAGGCUCAGCGAGGCAACUGCAGAGAGACCUGGACCAGAUGCUGAAUGACAAGGUGAGCAAAGAAAGCCUUUACGCCGCCGCCGAGGUUAAACGCCAGAGUGUCAGACCUUGUUCGGACUCAGAGGGCUGGAUUCAGACGGGAUCGCACGGAAAAUUAAAAACGUUCACGAACAGAAAACCUGAUGAAGAGAGUUCACUGAUUGUAAUUUUAAAGGUUGUGGAUCAAUCAAUGAACUUACUGCUGUUUGGCGGUUUGGACCCGUCCAGCGUUGGUCUGAGUCACGAGGAGAGAUUCUCUGAAAUCAUCAAAGAAUACGAGCAGCAGUGCCGGGAGCUGCGGGACAGAAACGAUGAGCUGAGCUCAGAGUUGGAGCUGCUGAAGAAUCAAAGGAGAAACAGGAAGUGCAGAUGGUGUGCUGGAGCCGCCAAUGCGCUGAGCUGGAACCAGCAACACUCGGAGUCAGACUCUGACUCAGACGUGAAGCGCUGCUCGUCUCCUCAGGUCAGGAAGAAACUGGAGCCGUCUGAUAAAGCAGCUCUGUGCUCAUUGGACGACUCGGGCCCGGCCAUCAGCAUCCAGACUGAACUGGCCCUGGAACAGCUGAAGCAGAAACACGAGGAGGAGCUGCAGCAGCUGAACAUCCACCUGGAGACGCAGAUGAACUACUACGAGCGCAGUCUGGAGAAGAUGAGGCAGAGCAUGGAGGUGGAGCGGAAGGACAUCUCUCAGGCCUUCAAGCUGGAGAUCAGCGAGCUAGAGGAGCAGAAGUCUCAGGUGGAGCAGCAGGUGAAGCAGCUGAAGGAGACCGUGGACAAACUGCAGACUCAGAUCCAACAGGGAGGAGGGCGGAGCAACGAGCAGGAGCGCAGGAUGCAGCGGGAACGCGCCGAGCUGGAGCAGAACUUCGCCAGAGAGAUCGGUAACCUGGUGCAGCGGCUGAGCGCAGAGAAGGACCAGCUGGAGGCGGAGCUGAAGCUGAAGAUGGACCAGGAGGUGAUGCUGGUCAGGGAGGAGUCGGAGCAGCAGCUCGCUCAGAUGAAGGUGCAGCACGGUGAGGCUCAGCGCCGCCUCCUGCACCAACUCCACCAGGAGCGCCGGCGGCUACAGGAGCAGAGAGGAUUCUGGGAGAGAAGGCUCGUGCAGGCGGAGCAGGAGAAACUGUGCAGUGAGGAGCGAGCCCGGGAGGAGAAGAGGAGCAUGGAGGAACAGCAAGAGGAAGAGGUCCGGCUCCUGAAAGAGGAGGUCUCCGGUUUGCAGGAUGCCCUGCGGGCGUCCAGCCAAUCAGAGGCCAGUUUGAAGGAGGAACUGGAGGCGUCUUACAGGCGGAGCAGGGAGCUGGAGGCUCGGCUGGAGGAGGCCUGCGCGCAGCUGGAGGAGAGCAUCGCCUUCUUGGAGUCUCAGGAGCUUCUGAACAAACGCCUGGCCUCGGAGAAUAGCUCGGCGGAGGAGGAGCUGCUGCUGGCGAGGAGCAGGGAGGAGGAGCUUCAGGUUCAGGUGUCCCACACGAAGGCCAAGCUGGAGGAGCUGCAGGCCGCGUCCGACUGCCUCCUGAGGGACCGAGAGGAGGUGGCAGGAAACUGCAGCCGGCUCUCCUGCACCGUCGCCCAGCAACAGGCUCAGCUCCGAGCCCGCGAGCACAUGGUCUCCUCCCUCAGGGCGGAGCUGGAGAACCUGCAGGAGGCGCUCAGGAGCAAAGCCGAGUCGGUUUCAAGACUUGCGGCCGAACUGGACUCUCUGAAGACGGACCGUGCCCGGCUGAUCCAGGACCUGAAGGAGCAGGCCAUGGCCGUGGACCACCUGCAGCUGCAGCUGGACGGCGUCUCCGAGGAGCUGGACCGGAGGAGGAGUGGCGAGGAGACCCUGAAGGAGGCUCUGAAGCAGGAGCAGAGCCGGACCUCGCAGCUCCGGUCCAGCCUGGUGGAGGAGAAGGAGGAGGUGUGGCGUCUGAGCCAGGAGAACGGGACCUACAUCCGGCUCACCGACCAGCUCUCCACCCAGAUCGUGGAGAUGGAAGAGGAGAUCUCUUCUCUCAGAGACCACCUCCGAGACCUCAGCGCCCAGCUCAACGACACCGCUGACCUGGUCCUGGAGCUCCGCAAGCAGCUCAACGCCAAGAGCGGCGAGGUUGAGCCGGCGAGCAGCGAGCAGCUCCUCCAGCUGCAGACCGCCCUGCUGGACUCCGAGAACCGGCAGAGGACGGCGGAGGAGGACUUGGAGAGGGAGAAGAAGAAGAUGACCCAGCAGCUGCUGGAGUUGGAGGAGCUGGUUCUGGCUCUGGAAGAGCUGGUGGAGCCGGCCGGUGCACGCAGGACUCAGUUGGAGGAGGUCCAAUCAGAGAAUGCAGCGCUCCAGGAGAGACUUGGCGCCCUGCAGCAGGAAGUCCACGAGAUGGAGGACGAGGUCGCCAGGAAGAGGAGGAAACUGGAGGAGAUGGAGAGAGAACACGAGAGGAGCAGAGAAGAAGAAGAGAGGCUGCACAGAGAGAACUCCAGAUAUCGUGAGGAGGUUCUGGAUCUGAGCAGCAGGAACCUGCAGCUGAGCACCGACAACGCUGAGCUCAGCGCCCGUCUCCAUGGAGACCAGGAAUCAGUCCGUAUGCUGCAGGAGCGCCUAGCGACGGUUUCUAAGGAGCAGGAGGAGGAGCAUGUGACGGUGCGGCGGCUGCAGGAUGCGGCGCUGCAGCACGAGCGGCAGAAGCUGCAACUGCAGGCGUCCUGGACACAGGAGAAACAGGUGCUGGAGGCGGAGCUUAGCACCUCCAAGGAGAAGCUGGAGCGCCAGGCGGUGCUGGAGGCGGAGUUCAGCGCCGUGACUCUGAAGCUGCAGUGGGUGGAGGAGGAUAAGGCCAAACUGCUGAGAGACGCCGACAAGCGAAAUACAAAGGUGGAGAAGCUGCAGCAGAGUGUGCUCUCUCUGGAGGCGGAGGCGGAGCUCCUUCGCUCUCAGCUCACCGCCGUCAGUCAGGAGAAACUCGGCCACGCCCAGGAUGCGACGGAGCUACAGAGGAAGUUGCAGGAGGCUCAGAGCAGGGUGGAGGAGUUGGAGGCCGGUGUCAGGAAGCUGAUGAGGGAGAAGGAGGAGCUCCAACAGGCCCUGCAGGAGCAGGAGGAGCAGGCCUCUGUCACUCUGCAGGAAGAGACCCGCAAACUGAGCGAGGAGCAGCAGGAGCUGAAGAGCAGACUGAGCGAGGCGGAGGAGGCCCGGAUCCAGGCCCAGGACCAGGCGGUGCGAGCGGACGCCGCCCUCAGUGUGGCGCAGGCGCAGCACCUGCGACAGCUGCAGGAGGAUGACAGCUGCAGGGAGUGGGCGGAGCUAUUGCAGGCCCGGCUGGUGGAGGAGCAGAGGAGGUGUCUGCAGCUGGAGGAGGAGCUGAAGCAGCAGGAGCAGAAGAGCAGCUCUCAGAUCAGCACGAAGCAGGAUCAGUACGAGAAGGCGAUGGCGGCGCUGCAGCAAAGGGCGGAGGACGUGGAGACCAAACUGAAGGCGGUCCGUCUGCUCCUGCAGGAGAAGGUGGAGCAGCUUAAAGAGCAGCUGGCGAGGAACGCCAAGUCGAGCGCGCUGCUGAAGGACCUGUACGUGGAGAACUCGCAGCUGAUGAAGGCGCUGCAGGUCACCGAGCAGCGGCAGAAACGCGCCGAGAAGAAGAACUUCCUGCUGGAGGAGAAGGUUGGCGCGCUCAACAAGCUGCUGAGGGACAUCGUCCCUGCGUCGCUCGCCACAUAACCAUGCCAACGCGGAGCAUAAGAACCCCAGCAGGUGGGGGCGGGGCCUCACCUCUGCCCUGUGUGGAGCAGGUGGAUGUCUGUCUCCUCACUGAAGCAGUCCACACACACACACACGUGUGUCAGUAUUAUCUUUGUUUAAAAUGAAACCUGUUUUUAUUUUUGCGUCGUUUAAAUAAAGUUUUAAUGUCUCUGUGA
Messenger RNA from Oreochromis niloticus (Nile tilapia), 5894 nucleotides. It is a transcript of the gene ninl, whose product is annotated as ninein-like. Gene Ontology annotation, cellular component: centrosome. Gene Ontology annotation, molecular function: calcium ion binding. The record is from RefSeq and is a predicted model, not a curated record. NCBI's taxonomy places the organism in Eukaryota, Metazoa, Chordata, Actinopteri, Cichliformes, Cichlidae. Gene Ontology annotation, biological process: microtubule anchoring at centrosome.